AGCGUCUCGAAUUUCAAAGCGGAACUCAAGUUGACUUUGAGUGGUUGUUUCCACACGAACAAAUAAUCGCGCUUUUCACAUCGUUACGUAGCGGAGAUGGCAGUCCUGCGAACGGCACUUCAUGGACGACUUCUCCAGGCCCUCCCCUUCUCCUUUGGCUCACUGCGGUUGGCCAGCUCCUUUAAGGCAGCAGAUCUUGUCAUUGAACGCAAUGCAGCAUGUAAGCAGAAGCCCGACCCCUCCACCUUGGUGUUCGGAAAACAGUUCUCCGACCACAUGUUGACCAUCAACUGGUCGGAGAAGGACGGCUGGCAGGCUCCUCAGAUCAAACCUUUCCAGAACCUGUCGCUGCACCCGGCCAGCUCCGCCCUGCACUACUCCAUAGAAUUGUUUGAAGGCAUGAAGGCUUUCCGUGGAGUUGACAACCACGUCCGUCUGUUCAGACCCAUGCUGAACAUGGAGAGGAUGCACCGCAGCGCUGAGAGAAGCUGCCUUCCUGUAAUUCCCCUCUCCAGUAACUACGGCCCUACCAUCGCGGUGCAGAGCGAGGCGGUGAAGCGGGGGUGCCAGCAGGUGCUGUGGCUGUACGGAGAGCAGGAGGAGAUCACAGAGGUCGGCACCAUGAACCUCUUCAUCUACUGGACCAAUGAGAACGGAGAGAAAGAGUUGUUCACCCCCCCUCUGGAUGGCAUCAUUCUCCCGGGAGUGACCAGACAGUCGCUGCUGGACCUGUCCAGAAGCUGGGGUGAGUUCAAGGUGACGGAGCGUACGAUGGGCAUGCCUGAGCUGCUGGGGGCUCUGGACUCUGGGAGGGUCCUGGAGGUGUUCGGGGCGGGGACGGCCUGCGUGGUGUGUCCCGUGGGCAGCCUCCUCUACAGGGGAACGACGUACCAGGUCCCGACUAUACAGAACGGUCUGGCUAAGAGGUUCCACAAAGAGCUUACUGACAUUCAGUAUGGACGCAAAUCAAGUGAAUGGGCCCCAGUGGUUGUUUAAAUGGCCGUGCUGCACAUGCCAAUUGUAUCAACAGUCCCGUUUGGACCACUACCAGCCCCCCCACUCUCAACCCACCAAUGCACUCCUGCAUACCGACCGGCCGAGGAGACAGUGCCUCUCUGUCGGGCUUCGUAGACUUUUACACAUCUCUUUUCUGUGGACUCUCAUAGGAAUACAGAUGAAUGUAACGGUUUGCUUUGGAUAGCAAUAUUAACAAUAUGCAAUGUUAGGACUCGACCCCACCCUAUUAUUGGGUAUAUACUAGGAUGAUGCAGUCGAAACUGCUUUCUAUGAAAAACAUCGGGAAAACAAAUGCAGUCAAUUUUAAAACUAAUAUACUGUAUAUUAGACUAACUCAAGGAUAUUCAAAACGCUAAUCUAUUCUGGUUGAUUUGUAUUGAAAAUACACUCCACACAUAUAUACUUGAACUAAUUCCUUGUGGUAAAGAGCACACACAUUUAUUUGUAUCGACAUUGCAUCCUGGCAUUUAAAAAAAGAAAGGCACAAACUGAAAUAUUUCGAAGGUGAAAUAUUUGCAAUAUUAAAGCAGCUAAAUAUUUGCAGUGUAGUACAGUUUAACUCUUAGCAGCACGCAGUCUGUACGUGCUGUUUCUCAUUCACAAACGUCAUAAAGCUUAUUUCACAACAGGAAAACCUUAUAUUAACAAUAACCUGUACUACUUGCAACCACUUGUGGUGUAUUCUCCAAAACCUUUAACUGUUACGUGUGAGUAGAACCUGUAAACGCAUCUUAGGAUAAUGUUUUGUUACGGCCGUGUACAUAAUGAUACGAGAGAGUCACGCUGUUAGUUUUUAUGGGGCCUCGUCACUUUGACACCAGAGUUUGCACUGACCUUGUUAAAUGUCAGGUUUGUAUUUUAAACCUGGUUUGACUCAGCUUUUAGGUUUAGGUUUGUUGGUUUUGUUUGUGAAGAAGAUUACUGCACAAAAACUAAAGAAAGAGAUUAAAAGGUCUAAUGACGACGAGCUGUAGAAGAGAAAGACUGUUACACGCUGGCAGUUACUCCGGCUCUAGUUUGUGUGUAAUCAAAAACAAUGUAACCAAUAGUGUUGUUAUUUUAGAGGUUUUUAAUUGAUAUUUUUCCUUGUCUCAAGUGAAAUUAGGCAUCCUGUCUUCCAAAGUAGGGUUUCUGCAUCAUAGGGCUUGUGUACUUUCCUCUCUGGUUUUCCUUACUUUGAAUGUAUUUGUACACACAUACUGUCCCUCUCUUCUGUCUAAGUGCCUGACCUUCGUCUGGUGGAUCUUCAGCUGCUGUUUUUAUGUUUUCAGUUUGUGCACUAGGGGAUGUAGCUCGAUUCCUUGUCAGUUUAAUCGUUUCUAAAUGUGCUGUUACUUUUAAUCGGCUGUAUUGUUUUUACAAUAAACCUGAUCUGAGCUCAA
This is a messenger RNA of Notothenia coriiceps (black rockcod), 2399 nucleotides long. RefSeq names its product branched chain amino-acid transaminase 2, mitochondrial (gene bcat2). The transcript has 9 exons. The record is from RefSeq and is a predicted model, not a curated record. Gene Ontology annotation, molecular function: branched-chain-amino-acid:2-oxoglutarate transaminase activity. NCBI's taxonomy places the organism in Eukaryota, Metazoa, Chordata, Actinopteri, Perciformes, Nototheniidae. Gene Ontology annotation, biological process: L-valine biosynthetic process; L-leucine biosynthetic process. Bases 97 to 996 code for a protein of 299 amino acids. Gene Ontology annotation, cellular component: mitochondrion.